CUCAUACAGAUCACUCAGCAAUACUACUCCGAGCGUUAUAACUUAUAACUAAGAAACAGAUCGAUCAAGAUGGCCGGAACCCUAGCUAAGCUUUCAUGUGUGCUCGUGAUGUGCAUGGUGGUCGCCGAAGCAGCCAUGACAUGCAACCAGAUCCAGGGUGGGAUGGCACCGUGCCUUGGCUACCUCACCAAAGGUGGCACCCCCACCACGGGUUGCUGUACCAACCUGAGAAACAUGGUCAACUCGGCGACGUCCACCGUUGACCGCCAGAAUGCUUGCAAGUGCCUGAAAGCAGCUGCUGCCAAAUUUCAAACCAUCAACCCAGACAACGCCGCUAAGCUCCCUUCCUACUGCAAUGUCAACAUUCCUUACAAGAUCAGCACCAACACCAACUGCGACAGCGUGAAAUGAAGAUCGAGUCGAUGAUAUAUGGAGAAGAGCAGGAUCGAUCUGAAGCUAGGAUUAGUAGCUACUUAAGUUGAGAAAUAAUAAGGGAUCGAUUGGGAGGCUUCAAAACCUGUCGUUUAUAAAAGUACUCUGCUUCUAUUUUCAUGUUACCAGUUUCGGGUGUAUGUUUAUUAUCUUCAGGAAAUUUAUCUCCUGCUACUUUUGGUCACAUCUAAUAAUAUCAAUUUUAUCUUUAAUUUUUCUUUUUUUUUUUUGUCAAU
This is a messenger RNA of Fragaria vesca subsp. vesca, 668 nucleotides long. RefSeq names its product non-specific lipid-transfer protein 3-like. The record is from RefSeq and is a predicted model, not a curated record. Gene Ontology annotation, biological process: lipid transport. The coding region runs from base 70 to 411 and encodes 113 amino acids. NCBI's taxonomy places the organism in Eukaryota, Viridiplantae, Streptophyta, Magnoliopsida, Rosales, Rosaceae. The transcript is spliced from 3 exons. Gene Ontology annotation, cellular component: membrane. Gene Ontology annotation, molecular function: lipid binding.